This is a messenger RNA of Solanum lycopersicum (tomato), 1793 nucleotides long. RefSeq names its product protein SAR DEFICIENT 1-like. Lineage: Eukaryota; Viridiplantae; Streptophyta; Magnoliopsida; Solanales; Solanaceae. The record is from RefSeq and is a predicted model, not a curated record. Gene Ontology annotation, biological process: regulation of salicylic acid biosynthetic process. Gene Ontology annotation, cellular component: nucleus. Gene Ontology annotation, molecular function: sequence-specific DNA binding; calmodulin binding; DNA-binding transcription factor activity.
AUGUUAUACCCUAUAUAAACCCUCUAACCCCCCUCUUUUCCUCAUAUCAUUUCCUCUUAAAUUUUUUUGAAUUUCAUCUAACUUUUUCCCCAAUGGCAACCAAAAGAUUCUUUGAUGACUUUGUUGAUCCUGACUCCAAUCGACCAAAUUACAAACGUCUAAGAAAAACACCUUCUUUUGCUUCUGUGAUUAAAGAAGUGGUGAAGGUGAAUUUCUUAGAUAACUUUUGUUCAGCCUUGGAACCCAUGCUCCGAAAAGUGGUACAUGAAGAGGUUGAAAGUGGACUAAGAAGAUAUUCUAGAUCAAUAGGAAGAUCACCUUCACUAAGAAUUAAAGCACUUGAACCAUCAAACCUACGUUUAAUAUUCAACAAAAAACUUUCUCUACCAAUCUUCACCAAUAGCAAAAUUAUGGAUUCAAAUGGUCAAUACCCUCUCCAGCUCCUACUUGUAGACGCGACGGGUGAUUGCCUAGUUCCAACCACCUUAGGUACCCCGAUUAAAAUCGAGAUCGUGGUGCUAGAUGGAGACUUUCCUUGUGGAGAAAAUUGGACACAUGAAGAUUUCAAUAAGAAUAUAGUUAAAGAAAGGGCAGGAAAAAGACCUUUGGUUACUGGUGAACUUAACAUUACUAUGAGAGAUGGUGUUGCUUCUCUAGGUGAUCUUGAAUUUACUGAUAAUUCUAGUUGGAUUCGAAGCCGGAGAUUUCGUAUCGGUGCAAAAGUGGUUCACAUAGGAAAUGGUCAAAAUUCAAUACGAAUAAUGGAAGCUAUGACUGAUUCUUUUAUGGUUAAAGAUCAUCGCGGAGAACUGUAUAAGAAGCAUUAUCCACCAGCAUUAGGAGAUGAUGUGUGGCGUCUUGAAAAAAUUGGAAAAGAUGGAACAUUUCACAAGAAGCUAAUUUCACAUGGCAUAGAGACAGUUCAAGAUUUUCUCAAGUUGGCUAAUAUUGACCCACAUAAAAUAAGAAGGAUACUUGGAAAUGGAAUGUCGGAGAAAAUGUGGGAAGUAACAUAUAGACAUGCAAAAACUUGUGAGAUGGGAACUAAAUCAUACAUAGCUAGAGGACCAAACUACAUUCUUAUCCUCAAUCCAAUAUGUCAAGUUAUUAGAGCAAUUAUUAAUGGACAAAUUUGUCAUACUAGAGAGUUAAGAGGAAUUCAAAGGUCCUAUAUUGAGAAUUUGGUGAGGAAUGCCUUCACAAAUUGGAGUUCUUUAGAAGAAGUUGAUGGUGGCCUGCAAGUCAAUGAACCUGCAGCUUUACUCACUCAAGGAGAACGAGGGGUGCAUCAUCAAAAUGGCUAUCCUAGGUGUGCACUUUUGACUGCAACAGAUGGAUCAAUUGAGUGUAGUGAUUGGAUUGUUAACCAAGCAGACAUUAGCUUGCCUAUUCAAAAUGGAGUUUGUUAUAUCUCAGAAUCUUCUUCUAAGGAGGAAUUAAAUUAUUUGUGAACUUUAAAGGAAAAUAUGAGAUUUAAGGGCAUCAAAGGAAUGAAUUUUACGAUCAAGUUGAUAUCGAGAGUAAAUAAAACGACAUGAACAGUGAAAAUUCAUAUAGAUAUGUCUUGAUUUGUUUGUUAUUGAAGCAUAAUUGCUUGUUGUUUGAUGUACAUAUACAAAUUGUGUAACCCAAUCCAUAAAGCGAGGGGCAAAAAAUGUGGUAGUUGUGCCUCCCCUCUGUGAAAAGGAUGUGUGGUUUGCAAUAUCAAAGUUUUUUCUUUGCUAUUUCAUAAAAUCUCAAUUGUUGUAUCCCACUAUGUUUAAUGUGAACGACAAGAUAAAAUUUCACAAUAA